GAGCCCCUUUUAUAGCUCUGCAACCCUAGCGGGCUAUCUUCUGCCACCUGACCUGCCAGCUGCCACUUGUCCCAGCUGUGCCCGUUCAUCAUGGAGAAGAUCCUUGUCCUUCUGCUCGUGGCCCUUGCAGUGGUCUAUGCAGUUCCUGACCCUAGGGGCAUCAUUAUCAAUCUGGAAGACGGCGAGCUCUGCCUGAACAGCGUCCAGUGCAAGAGCAAGUGCUGCCACCGGGACACCGGGCUGAGCCUGGCCCGCUGCGCGCCCAAGGCCAGCGAGAACAGCGAGUGCUCUGCCAAGACGCUUUAUGGGGUAUACUACAAGUGUCCCUGUGAGCGGGGCCUGACCUGUGAGGUGGACAAGACCAUCGUGGGCUCCAUCACCAAUACCAACUUCGGCAUCUGCCUCGAUGCUGGCGGCUCCAGGGAGUAAAACCCCUGAAGGAUGCUCCUCCCGACCACCUCUCCCUGGCUGUCCUCCCACGCCCCCUUGACCAGCACCUCCCUUUUCUGAUUGGAUUCUCAGCAAUUAAAGCUCUUCCUGCAACCUUC
This is a messenger RNA of Lutra lutra (Eurasian river otter), 548 nucleotides long. It is a transcript of the gene CLPS, whose product is annotated as colipase. Gene Ontology annotation, molecular function: lipase binding; enzyme activator activity. Bases 91 to 429 code for a protein of 112 amino acids. The record is from RefSeq and is a predicted model, not a curated record. Gene Ontology annotation, biological process: digestion; positive regulation of catalytic activity; response to food. Gene Ontology annotation, cellular component: extracellular region. The transcript is spliced from 3 exons. NCBI's taxonomy places the organism in Eukaryota, Metazoa, Chordata, Mammalia, Carnivora, Mustelidae.